Cooperia oncophora is the source of this 456-nucleotide messenger RNA. The record is from the annotation of a GenBank genome assembly. Lineage: Eukaryota; Metazoa; Nematoda; Chromadorea; Rhabditida; Trichostrongylidae.
AUGGAAUGGGAUGAGGAGAAACCAGUGGUCACAAUCAGUGCGCGUGAGUUGCCAUCUACAGCGAUGGAGGGAUCAUCUGCACCGCAAUGCCAUUAUGACGUGCUGACUGCCGUCAACGGACUUCAUCUUCAAGUGGCAAAUGUCGGCGAACCAGUUGUCCAUAAGUGGACAUGUAGUUCAGGAGGAUAUGGUUUCCUGGUACACUCAUGCGUGGUUCGCGAUCAGAGCGCAAACGAGUACAAGCUCGUCGACGAAAGAGGCUGUGUUCUUGAGAAGAGCCUCGUUCCCGAUAUCACUUACGCAUCUGAUCUGUCCUAUGCUUACACAACUAUCAAUGCUUUCAGAUUCGCGGAGCAGAUAGUGGUUCAUUUCGCCUGCCAAAUAACGCUAUGUCAAAAGCAAGAUCAGGGAUGUGAAGGCAUAGCAGUGAGUUGCGCAUGUUUUUGUUAUAUUUGA